Molecule: messenger RNA, 7097 nt
Organism: Trichomycterus rosablanca
Lineage: Eukaryota; Metazoa; Chordata; Actinopteri; Siluriformes; Trichomycteridae
Gene: ppip5k1a
Product: diphosphoinositol pentakisphosphate kinase 1a
Exons: 30
Coding region: 345-4439 (1364 amino acids)
Biological process (GO): inositol metabolic process; inositol phosphate biosynthetic process
Cellular component (GO): cytosol
Molecular function (GO): 5-diphosphoinositol pentakisphosphate 1-kinase activity; inositol hexakisphosphate kinase activity; diphosphoinositol pentakisphosphate kinase activity
Source: RefSeq, a predicted model, not a curated record
AAACGGUACAGGAGAGACGGCAAUGAGAAAACUCAUCUCAGUGUAGGAAACUGUUGCUGUUCACUAUAAAAUGAGGAUUGGUGGUUGGCAGCACUGGUAUGAUUCAUUCUAAAGCCUGGUCGAAGAAAAAAACAGACAGCAUCAGCACAACUGGUCCAUUUCCACUUGCUCAGCCUUUUUACCUGCAUCCACACCCUGUCUUUUCCCCAACAAACCUACAAACUCCAGGCUGGGCAAAGUCACACCAGUGCUCUGUGCCCCCCUCACGCCUGAGUUGCGGCCCACGCUGAGUGUUGCCGUGCGAUGGCGCGGCGGAACGCUGACACUUGCUGCCGUGGACUGUGAUGUCAGAGCCCAGCAGCCCGGGCGAGAGCCAGCGUGGCGCUCCCAGAUUCUUCGUGGGCUGCGAGGAGGAUGAGAGCGAGGGCCUGGACAGCUACGGCAGCAUGAGAACCGACAUGGAGCUGUACGAGGAGGAUGACCUGGAGGCAGAAACGCCUCCAGAGCGUCAAAUCGUGGUGGGCAUCUGCUGUAUGAUGAAGAAGUCUAAGUCUAAACCCAUGACUCAAAUCCUGGAACGUCUGUGCAAGUUUGAGUAUAUCACUGUGGUCAUCUUUCCCGAGGACGUCAUACUUAAUGAGCCGGUGGAGAAAUGGCCUCUCUGUGACUGCCUUAUCUCCUUUCACUCAAAAGGUUUCCCGUUGGAUAAGGCUGUAAGUUAUGCCAAACUCCGUAACCCACUGCUUAUUAAUGAUCUUAAUAUGCAGUACUACAUACAGGACAGGAGGGAGGUGUAUCGCAUCCUGCAGGAAGAAGGCAUCGACCUGCCACGCUACGCUGUACUGAACCGGGACCCGGAUAAACCUGAUGAGUGUAACCUAGUUGAGGGGGAGGACCAUGUGGAGGUGAAUGGUGAGAUUUUUCCCAAACCUUUUGUAGAGAAGCCAGUCUCUGCAGAAGAUCACAACGUGUACAUUUACUACCCGACCUCAGCUGGUGGAGGCAGCCAGCGUCUCUUCAGGAAGAUUGGGAGCCGAAGCAGUGUUUAUUCUCCAGAGAGCAGCGUGAGAAAGACUGGCUCUUACAUUUAUGAAGAGUUCAUGCCUACAGAUGGCACAGAUGUCAAGGUUUACACCGUUGGGCCUGAUUAUGCUCAUGCUGAGGCCCGAAAGUCUCCUGCUCUGGAUGGGAAGGUUGAACGGGACAGUGAGGGAAAAGAAGUACGAUACCCUGUAAUGCUCACUGCCAUGGAGAAACUGGUGGCUCUCAAGGUGUGCCUGGCUUUCAAGCAAACGGUCUGUGGUUUCGACCUCCUGCGGGCCAACGGACACUCAUACGUGUGUGACGUCAACGGUUUCAGCUUUGUGAAGAACUCCAUGAAAUAUUAUGAUGAUUGUGCCAAAAUACUUGGAAACAUUGUAAUGAGGGAGUUGGCUCCUCAAUUUCAUAUUCCCUGGUCUAUUCCAACUGAGGCCGAGGAUAUUCCCAUUGUCCCCACCACAUCCGGUACUAUGAUGGAGUUGCGUUGCGUAAUAGCAGUGAUCCGUCAUGGAGACCGAACACCAAAACAGAAGAUGAAGAUGGAAGUCAGAAAUCCCAUGUUUUUUGAGCUGUUUGAAAAAUAUGGUGGCUACAAAACUGGCAAGUUGAAGCUGAAAAAGCCCAAACAACUUCAGGAAGUGCUGGACAUUACCAGGCAGCUGUUGGCAGAUCUGGGGGAGCACAGUGACCAUGAGAUUGAAGAGAAGUCAUCAAAAUUAGAGCAACUCAAGACUGUCCUAGAGAUGUACGGCCAUUUCUCUGGGAUCAACCGGAAGGUGCAGCUGACGUAUCUUCCUCAUGGGCAGCCUAAAACUUCCAGUGAGGAGGAAGACACACGUAAGGAAGGGCCGUCUCUGCUGCUUGUGUUAAAGUGGGGAGGUGAACUGACUCCAGCAGGACGAGUACAGGCUGAGGAGCUGGGUCGAGCCUUCCGCUGCAUGUACCCUGGAGGUCAAGGGGAUUAUGCUGGCUUUCCUGGCUGUGGCUUACUUCGGCUACACAGCACCUAUCGGCACGAUCUUAAGAUUUACGCCUCUGACGAGGGCAGGGUGCAGAUGACCGCAGCCGCUUUUGCUAAGGGUUUGUUGGCACUGGAGGGUGAGUUAACACCCAUCCUGGUGCAGAUGGUAAAGAGUGCCAACAUGAAUGGCUUGCUGGAUAAUGACACCGAUUCACUAAGUGGCUGCCAGCAGCGUGUCAAAGCCAGGCUUCAUGAGAUCAUGCAAAAAGAUCAAGACUUUACUGAUGAAGAUUUUGACAAGCUGGCACCAACCAACAGCACAUCUCUGGUGAACUCUAUGAAGGCUGUUGAGAAUCCAGUAAAGACGUGUGACAAGGUGUACAGCCUAAUCCAGAGCCUCACCUGCCAGAUCCGCAAGAAACUUGAAGUCCCCAAAUCUGCAGAUUUGCAGCUGUACCACAGUGAGACUUUAGAGAUGAUGCUGCAGCGUUGGUCUAAACUGGAGAGGGACUUUCGCAUGAAGAGUGGACGCUAUGACAUCAGCAAAAUCCCAGACAUUUAUGACUGUGUGAAAUAUGACGUUCAGCACAACAGCUCCCUAGGCCUGGAGGACACACUGGAACUGUUCACCCUCUCCCGAGCGCUGGCCGACGUUGUCAUUCCGCAGGAAUAUGGCAUUAAUAAGAUGGAGAAGUUGGACAUAGCAUAUGGCUACUGUCUGCCUCUGAUCAAAAAGAUACAGCUGGACUUGCAGAGGACUCAUGAGGACGAGUCUGUCAACAAGCUCCAUCCACUGUAUUCGCGUGGUGUGCUGUCCCCGGGCAGGCAUGUGCGCACACGGUUAUAUUUUACCAGCGAGAGUCACGUUCAUUCUCUGCUCAGCAUCUUCAGAUAUGGAGGCCUGCUAAACGAGGAGAAAGACCAGCAAUGGAAGAGGGCUAUGGACUAUCUUAGUGCUGUGCCUGAGCUCAAUUACAUGACACAAAUAGUUAUCAUGCUGUAUGAAGACAACAACAAGGACCCCUCCUCAGAGGAGCGCUUUCACGUUGAGCUGCAUUUCAGUCCUGGGGUUAAAGUGUGUGAAGAGGAGAAUGCACCCAUGGGUUUCGGCUUCCGGCCUGCUUCUGCUGAGAAUGACCAGAAGCAAACUGACCCAGGCAGCUUGGAGAACCUUGUGUGCGAUGAGACGGAUCGAGCUUUGCCUCUCUCUGAGUCAGUUGCUGCUCUGCGCAGAUCCCCUCUUAUCCGAAACCGCAAGACCAGUUCCAUGGAGGUUCUUUCAGAGACAUCGUCCUCUAAAUCAGGCAGCUACCGCCUCUUCCCCUCAUGUUCACGCCAGUCUCCAGAAAUGAAGCAGAGUGGAUUAGGCUCUCAGUGUGCAGGGCUCUUCAGCACCACUGUCCUUGGGGGGUCUUCUAGCGCCCCCAACCUGCAGGACUACGCCCGCACACACCGCAAAAAAUUCUCCUCUGGCAGUUUGACCUAUAAAGAUGAGUUGUUGUCUAUGCCGGCAGUAAAGCGAUUUUCUGUGUCGUUUGCAAAGCAUCCAACUAAUGGAUUUGAAGGCUGUUCCAUGGUGCCCUCAAUCUACCCUCUGGAGACCCUGCACAACUCGCUGUCUCUCAAAAAGGUGGAUGAGUUCCUCACAGCAGUGUGUGAGAAUGCAGGGGACUUGCACACCAGGACCACAAGAGCUUUCUCAGCCGUGUUUGACUCUCAGAACCAUCCCUCAGUGGACUCUUACAUCCCACAGAGAGUGCUGUCCUCCUCUGUAUCUCUGCGCCAACGCUCUGAGCGUCCUCCCUGGUACAGCAGCGGCCCCUCCAGCACGGUAUCCAGUGCCGGACCCUCCUCGCCCACCACUGCAGAUACCUCCCCUCGUUUCAGCUUUAGCGAGAAGACGGCUCUCACCCCACAAAGCAGUGAGGAAAUACACUCGUCCUCUCAUGCUACCAGCCAACCUGCUCCUCCAUCCACAUCUUUGCCUGAAAGCCUUUCUUUGGAGUCAGGCUUUGUCGACGAGCCUCAACCCCAAAGCCUCGAAGGACCCAGUGACCACCCCAUAGACAACACAGCCUCUAUCAAGUCGCCAUUUCCAGGCACCUUAGCACUGGAGCAGGUAGAACAGGGUCAGAGCACCAACAAAGCUGAAAAAGACCCCAGUUCUCCGAGCUCUCUUCAAGCCGAGCUUAGUCUGGCCAUGGAGACCUUAUCCACCUUGUCCAGCUCUGUACCAGGCUCUUUACCAGUGUUAUUGGAGCUCCGUGAGAGCAGCUCAGAGGCCGGUUCUAGCGCACAGACACCCCUGAGCCCUGAUGAGCCUGAAGAGUUCUUCCAGACGCAGGAAACGAUGGAUGUGUGGGGGAACAGCACAGGGAGUCUUUCUUACCCCGUCACUCCUGUCAAAGUCGGAGCUCCACAUGUGUCUGAGCCGUGAAUACAUGCUCACUUUAAAUACGUAGCUUGCAUGCUAAUCCAUGCUCUUUACGCUAUAGUGCCUCUGACCUCAGGUCAAGUCCUACAACUUUUAAUGGACCUAAAUGGAGAUGUUGAGGACUUACAAGUAGAAAGGAUUCUGCCCAGAUGUUUUGUGGAAAUGGAGGCUGUCUGUGUUUGAAGUCUCCUUCUGGAACUCUGCAUGCUAUUUGUUUGAGUGAAGUCUUAGUGCUACUCUUGAACUAAAAGCUGAGACACACCAAGCCAACUGCUACCGGUUAGCCGCUCAAAUACAGUGACUGAAUUUAAUUCUUUGUUAGGGGUGUAUUGAUACUCAUAUUAAUGCUUGUUUAUUUUUUAAUAAUGCAUGCUGUGAAUCCAAAUGAAGCAAUCUGUCUGAUUUCUGCAGUGUAGAGAACAUGAACAAAAUAGCAAACAGAAUUUUUAAAAAGCCAUGAUUCUGCAUUUUCUGAAAUUUUGAGGAAUACACCUCACUGUUGCUUUUUUUUUUUAAUUAACUGAUAUUUGAAGUACAUUAAAAGUAAAAAGCAAACAUAGGGCACUCUCUGGAUCAAAGUGCUGCCCAGCUGCCAAUCAUGGGUCCCUCUUUUAAUUGUGUUUGGCUGCCAUAUUAUGUUACAUAGGCUGUAUUUGGACAAAAUGCUUUAGGUAAUCUGGAGGAAACAUGUUAGCACUAACUUUGAUACGGCAGACCCAAACGAUUAGAAGUACGCAAUAAUGACAUUUACAGAAAAUUAAGUUUAUAUGGUUAUUUAUGAGCCUUUAUUCCUAAAAAAAAUGGCAAGGUGGUCCAUUUAUAUUGUUUAUUUAUUCAGCUUGGUGUGUCACAGCCUUAAAUCAUUUUAAGGAUUUCUCAUUGGCUUCGUGUUGAUGUCGGAAUGCGUUUCUUCAGAGGCCCUGCUUGUGAGUGUAACCUCUUUGUACUGUGGCUAUAAGUGCAAUAUUCAUGGCCAGUGACCAAGGGCAUCACAGCGGAAGGUGCACUGAAUCCAUGCUAUCAGUUGUGUAUUGAGAAUAUAUGGUGUCCUAAUUGUGCUUUUUCAAUCAUAAAACCGUAACAUUUUUUUGUUAAAUAUCAUUUAUAAGUAUUCUAGUUAUUUAUAAUUGUUUUAUUCAUGGCUUUGGCCUCUAGAGUUGCAUUGUUCCAACAAGGCUAGAUCUAUAAACAUGGCACUUUGCAAAUGACAAAUUUCAAAUUAACAUCCAGUGAAACUUAUUGUGCAUUUGAUUGGAAAGUGAUAUUGUAAAUAAAACUAACCCUUAACAUGUCAAAAAGCUCAGGACUAAAAAUAAUUUAUUGAUAAAGUAAAACAUUUUUAGUAAAUUCUAAAUAAAGUCGCACACUAGAAUGGUCCAGUUUUUCUGUCCAGUUUACUGACAUUUUAUGUUGGGGGAUUGUAACUGACACAACAAACAAAGGAGCAUUUGUAAUGUCUUUUUAAGAUCACAAGUUUAAUUCCUGACGAUUUUUAAUCCAUCUGUUGCUGCAUUUCUAAGACGGCACACUUGACCUUGCUGUCUGGCUGGGAUGGAGGGCUGUUAGUCAAAAAACACUAGCCAUACUUUUGGAUAUUUUAACUUCCUAGUAAUGUAUGAGCUACACAGAGAACUGGUGGCUGAGUUUAUAGGUCCCUCACUUUUCCGAAACAGAAGUUGUUGUGUGCAAAACUUUAUUUGUGGUUGGAAUUUGCUUAAAAACGUUUUUAAAAAGUUAUGCUUAAUUAAUGUCUAACUUUUCUAAAUUACUUCACAGUGUGGAUGAAAACAGGACUAAAAUUACAGCCUAGUGUAGAUUUAUACCUUUAUUUAUUUAAUGUUUUUUUGGCCAAAGCUUCCAAUGCCACAGUCAUAACUUAUUCAAUCAUAAAGAUCUACAUACAUUAUAUAAAUAUAUAUUUGUCAGCUACCACAAAGCAUAUUUUAAUAUAUAAAUUUAACACAUUAAAAUGGAUCAUUGGUUUUAUAUUUUUCUAAAAACAUAUAGUUUUACUCAUGUUAUCUUUCUAAAUUUCAACUUUGCAUAAAAAAUACUGAUUUUCUACAGGCACUUUUGCUCUGCUUUGUACAGAGACGACCAGUGUAUACAUUUCUGUUUGUUGUUUUUAAAAGGCAAUAGAGAUCUUACCAAUGAGAAAAGAUAUUAUUGACUAUUACUCAGUAAAUGUGCUGCUGAUCAGAUCUUUGCACUGUAAAAGACGAUGCUUACUGUUGACACAAGCACAAAUAUAGUCUGUAAAGAAAUAGUGGCGAUCUACAGUCAUUGUUCAUCUAUAGCUGGGCAUUAUCAUAAAGCAUGACAUGGGAAAAACACCUGCACUACUGUGCUGAAGCAUUGUAAAAGGAACUACAGAAGUGUGAACUAUUUGCUAAAAAGACAUUUUGUUGCAAUUUACCAACAGUUUUAAUUGCGAUGAACAUGAGAUAGAUACACGGUGUAAAAGUCUUAUUUUGCUAAAUGUUUAUUUGUUUAAUAAUCACUGACAUUAAAGUAUAUUAAUAACAGGUAUAACUGAGAUGUAGUGCUGCUGGUGCUGUGUAUGCAGUCUGUGCAGUAUAUAUGUAUGUAUGUGUAUAUAUAUAUAUUUUGCCAUUUUUUAUUGUUCCUAGAAGAAUGUUAUUAAUAAAAGUUGAUGUAUGA